Messenger RNA from Aplysia californica (California sea hare), 13394 nucleotides. Its product is annotated as cadherin EGF LAG seven-pass G-type receptor 1. Gene Ontology annotation, cellular component: plasma membrane. The record is from RefSeq and is a predicted model, not a curated record. Gene Ontology annotation, molecular function: G protein-coupled receptor activity; calcium ion binding. Gene Ontology annotation, biological process: homophilic cell-cell adhesion; G protein-coupled receptor signaling pathway; cell surface receptor signaling pathway. Lineage: Eukaryota; Metazoa; Mollusca; Gastropoda; Aplysiida; Aplysiidae.
CUCUGUGCCAGUGAUUUUAGCGUUUGUGACAGGCGGAGCGGUUUUGCCAGAUAGGACAGCGUUGCUGUUGUCUCGGCCCGUCUCCCAUUCUUGCUCGCGAGUCCACAAAGACGCUAGUGUGUGAAUGUGAUUUCUCCGACUUGCACUCGAUGUAAAAACCCAGGAUGAUAUAAGGAGUAUACUUUCUGUGUUGAUUAUUGUUAUUUUUUGUGUUUCUGUGUGCGAUGAAAACGAGAAAUGGUGCUGCUGUGACUUGUUCUUUUCACCUGUCGCCUUUCAACCAUGUAGUGGGCCUAAUGUAGUGAUACUAUUUGACGCACAUCUUAUUAGAGGCGGAGUGAACUCCCCUUCCGGAAAGUUUUUUUACCUGUGCUUUGAAAUGGAGAUCUGAACAGGUACGCCGACAGCACGCAGUAACAUUCAGCAAGGGACAUCAAACUAAAAAGUGGUUGUUCCUUGCCAUGAAAAAAAGGUGGAAAACUCUGUUUGCAAAGUUUAAUUUAUGUCACAAACUCACAAUGGGUCGUGGAGAGCACAGAAGUUCGUGGCGCACCUAUGCGCUGUUUUUUCUUCUGCUGGCCAUACUGUGCUACGUACCGGGUACCCUCUCUUAUCAAGUGCAUUUAUCUAGCUCUGAUCCCAGAGGAUCUCUCUUGGUGAACAGCACCCUUGCUGGCCACGCCCGGGAGUACAGAAUUGAAAGAAAAGGCAGUAAAGCAGUUCUUCCAUUUAUUUCCCAUCCUUCUCACCCUGGCGUUGUGUUUCUAAAACGCAGGAUAGACUGUCACAAACUCAAAAGAAAUCCUCUCCAUUUUCGCCUUAUUUCAACCACUGGGAAGCCAUUCCAUUCUCAUGUUUUGCAAAAUUCAUCAGUGAUUCCAUAUUUUGUUUUUGUUCAUGGGCCUAGGUGCAGAUUUUUACACAGGGAGUGGCUGCAUAAGAAAAUACAGAAAGGCUUGAACCAGCACAAGGUCUUUUUGUAUCUACCCUCGUCCAGUGACUGUCUCAGUAAACAUCACACGAUCAUUUCACUCUUUGAUUACAUUCCUUCACAGUAUCACUCCUGUAAAUUGCAGGCUGUGCCUGUGUCUCCAAGAAUUCAUGUGAAACCUGAAACACUGGACCUUUCGUUCUCAGAAAACUUUUGUCUUUCGAAUGAGUUAAGAAUAGAAGUUCAGCUUACAGUAGAUUGCCAUAAGUCUCAUGCUCAAAUUGUGCCAUAUACUCUAAUUCUCCGCAAAGUCUCUACACCAGCAGUCUCAGAUCACAAAGCAUUGACCAGAGUGAGGCGGCAAAUUACCAACACCUCGCCCUCAUUUGAAAAGGAUCAAUAUGAAGUUCAUGUGAAAGAAGGCCAGGAGUCUGGACUACCUGUGAUCACUAUCUGGGCCAAGGAUGAGGAUGCAGGAGAGGCUGGCCUUCUCACAUACAGCAUGGAGGCAGAUCAAGAUUUACGCAGUCAGAACAUGUUCAGUAUCGACCCAACCUCCGGUUCUAUCAAGACAACGAUCAGCCUUGACCGGGAGUUCAUGUCGCAGCAUUCAUUUACGAUCACAGCAACAGACAACGCUCUGCCAGAGUCCGAGAGACGGAGUGCCACUACUUACCUCACAAUAAUUGUGGAUGAUGUCAAUGACCAUGAACCACGAUUCCCCAAACAGAGUGUUCGCAUCGAUGUCCCAGAGAGUUUUGAGGCAGAGCGUGAUGUAUUCUUAGCGAAUGCUGUAGACGGAGAUGCUGGGAAUAAUGCUGUCAUCCGGUACAGCAUCAUCAACCCGGGACCCCCCAACGAUGCUUUUAUGAUCAACCCUCAGACUGGCUCCAUCUCCACAUUCCGAAAGUUGGAUCGGGAGAAAGUGUCAUCUUACAAACUGAUUGUCCAGGCUAUGGAUCAAGGAAAUCUGAAUGAGAGAAAGUCAUCAACUUUUACUUUACUAAUAAAUGUGGAGGAUGAAAAUGACAACAGCCCACAAUUUCUUGAAGAUAAUUAUAUUGUGAAACUGAGAGAAGACAGGCCGUACAGUAAAACUAAAGAAAUUCUGAACAUUACUGCUUUGGAUGCUGAUGAAGGAGACAAUGCACUUAUCUCUUACAGGUUGAGUCCUGAGAGUGAGAUUUUCAAAAUUGAUGAAUUCACUGGUAAACUGUACCAGGUGAAAUCUGUUGAUUAUGAAGAUCAGAACAAGUAUCAACUACAAGUUUGGGCAGAGGACCAUGGAGCACAUCCCAAAUGGAACCGUUCUAACAUUCUGAUAGAAAUCGUUGAUGUUAAUGACAAUAAACCCCGGUUUAUUGAGCCUUCGUACAGUAUGGUUGUGAACGAGGACAUCACUACGGGGUCAAGUGUCCUUCAGGUGCAGGCUGAAGACCGAGAUAGUGGAGAGAAUGCUCGCCUGAAAUACUCCUUUGUCAAUGUCUCGCAGUCGUUUCCUUUUGAGAUUGAAAGUGGCAGUGGACUCAUCAAAACUUCUCAGCUGUUGGAUAGAGAGAAGGUUGCACAGUACAAGUUUGUUGUCAAAGCCGCCGACGGUGCACCAGUUCCAAUGAGCGCCUCAGUGUCUGUGACAAUAUCCCUCAGAGAUAUCAAUGAUAAUCCGCCUCGGUUUGAGGCCCGGAGCUACAACACAACCGUGUCUGAAGAGGCAGGUGUUGGGGACCCAGUGGAAACUGUUGUUGCUGUUGAUCCUGAUGAGGGAGAUAACGGGAGACUGACGUAUGCAGUCGAAGGCGGGAAUGAUAGAGAUGCUUUCUCAAUACGACAGACGCGAGGAAAAGGUAUCAUAUCUGUGAAGAAUGCACUAGAUGCCAGACAGCAGAACAAGUAUGUGCUCACUGUGACUGUUAAGGAUGUUGUCCACCAGAGUGACUCUGUGCUUGUCUACAUCGAUGUUCUGGACACCAACAGGCAUCGUCCUGUCUUUCAGGGCAAGGAGCAGUUUAAGGCUGAGGUCAGUGAAGAUGCGGGGAUUGGGACUACAGUGUUUCAAGUGUUGGCACUGGACAGUGAUAAAGGCGAGAAUCAGAGGAUCACCUACAUGCUGUCCCCUGCUACAGUGUUUGCCAUAGAUCCUGACAGUGGUGUCAUCACAACCAGACAGAAGUUAGACAGAGAUUCCACGCCAGCUUACAUCCUAACAGUCACUGCUAUGGACAACGGUCAACCACCACUAGACGAUGUGGCAGAACUGGUCAUCUCAGUCAAGGACGUCAAUGAUAAUAAACCAGAAUUCACUCAGUAUGAAUACUUUGGGAAUGUCACAGAAAAUUCUUUGGAGAACACAGUGAUUAUGACGAUCAAAGCCACAGACAAAGAUGCAAGUACCAAUGGUCAAGUGACGUACACUUUUGACGGAGGGGAUGAUGGAGGUGGAUCCUUCAGCAUUGACAACCAGGGAGUUAUCAGGCUUGUGAAAAAGGUCGAUCGAGAAGUGACGCCGUUUUACAACUUGGUCGCAGUGGCAGUAGAUUCUCACCCAACAAACCCGCUGUCUUCGUCAGUCGUUGUUCAUAUAAAUGUCUUGGAUCUCAACGAUAACCCGCCAAAGUUUGAGUCUAGUGUGUUCAAUGUUAUGAUUGAGGAGAACAGUCCUAUCGGCUCCACAGUGGCCAAGAUAAUAGCUGAGGAUCCGGAUGAGGGAGUCAAUGCCCAGGUGGUGUACAGCCUCAUGGAGAGUGGUGACUCGCACUCUUUCCAAUUGUCAGGUCUUCGAGGUGAGGCCGCGAUCAUCACCACCCUAAUCAACCUGGAUUACGACAAUGGUAAAAAGGAGUACGAAGUGGUUCUCCAAGCGGCCUCGGGUCCGAAGAUUGCCAAAGCGAAAGUAAAAAUCCAUGUUCAAGAUGUUAACGAUGAAGAGCCGCAUCUCGAGGAUUUCUCCAUCAUUUACAACAACUUCGGUGGAAUGUUCCCCAGUGGCCCCAUUGGAAAGGUUCCGGCCUAUGACCCAGAUGUUUCUGAUAGGGAUAAGCUUGUGUAUAAAAUUCUCUCUGGAAAUAACGCGGAGCUAAUCCAUCUCAACGAGAGCACAGGAGAAAUUACGUUGGAUCGCAGGCUGGAUUCAGACGUACCUCGUAGCGGAACUUUCCAGAUAAGCGUUUCAGGUGCUGCCGUUUGACGACAACCUGUGUCUCCGAGAGCCGUGCAUCAACAACGAGGCGUGCCACACCGUGGUACAGAAGGGCGUGGGUCGCCCCUUCAUCUCCUCGCCCACCGUGCUCUUCCGGCCCGUGCACCCCACGCAGAUCUUCUCCUGUCGAUGUCCCGUAGGCUUUGCCGGCCAGAACCAGUCCAAGAUGUGUGACAUAGAGAUCGACUUGUGCUACAGCUUCCCCUGCCAGAACAACGGGCUGUGUCUGAGGCAUGAGAGCGGCUACACCUGUCAGUGUGCGCCCGACUUUACAGGUCCUCACUGCGAGCUGAACAUGACGUCAACGUUCACGAGCCUGACCUGCCCGACUGACCACUGCCACGGUCCGUCCCACUGUGUGCCGUUGUCCGGCGGGGGCUUUGUGUGUGACGGCUGUCCGGAGGAUGACCACCACGAUAGCCAGUGCCGGCUCCGGACCAAGAACUUCCAGAGGGGAUCUUACCUCACCUUCCCGUCUCUCAAAGCCCGGAAUCGGUUUAUUAUAUCCAUGAAGUUCGCCACCCAGGAACGUAACGGCUUGCUACUGUACAACGGUCGGUUCAACGGUGAGCACGACUUCAUCGCCCUGGAGGUGGUGGACGCACAGGUCCGCUUUACCUUCUGUCUGGGCUCCAACGUCACCACCUCCGUCACCAGCAAUGUCAAGGACGGCGUCAGCACCGGCGAGUGGGUCACGGUCAAGGUGGAAUAUUUGGCUCGGACGGCCACGGUGACAGUGGGCGAGGACUGUGACACAGAGAUUGUCAUCAACUAUGGCGACAAGCUGGGGGACCACUCCUGUGCCGUGAGGGUCGAGCAAGUUCUGGAUUCUUUCUGCGACAACCCAAUGAACAACUGUAACCGGCUCCUGGACCUGACCGGCCCCAUGCAGAUUGGUGGCCUCCCCCUCAACCACAACUCGGCCAAUCAGCUGGACGCCGUAGACUUCGUGGGCUGUAUGUCCGACAUCCGCCUGGAUCACCGCCUGGUGGAUCUGGAUGCGUCCAUCGCUGACUUCCUCACCUCGACUGGCUGCCCGCCCAAGGAACUCCAUUGUCAGAACUCUCCGUGCAAGCUAGGAGGUGUGUGCUCAGAAGGCUGGAACACAUACCGAUGUGACUGCCUAGAGAGAACCGGGGGCAAAGACUGCAGCCAAACUAUUGAGGUAUCUAGACAGCUCCAUGGCGACGGGUACCUGACCUACACCAGUGUUCCAGAUCCUGUCGUGCGCUACCCAUGGGUCAACGGAAUCGCUUUCCGAACAAGGGAGGCAAAUGGUGCCCUGAUGCAGAUCAUGUUUGAUUCAAAAGAUGUGUUGAUCAAGAUUGUGGAUGGGCACAUCCACUAUCGUUUUGGCACUUCUGAGAUAACAUUUGACACAGCCCGUGUGGACGACGGUCAGUGGCACUACUUUGAGGUUCGAUGGCGUGUCCAGGGUGUGGUGGACAUGUUUCUGGACUACGGGCAGUAUAACAAGAAAUACAAUAUUUCUGCUCCCGUUGGUGGCAAAAUGAUUGAAAUGGUGUAUGUUGGAGUCUCUAAGGAUGGCCUUAAACCGUUGGAGAAUCAUUUCAAGGGCUGUGUAAAGGAUAUUCGAGUGGGCAACACGCCCCAGUCCUUGCUGCGACAGCCGGAUGGGGAGACCAAUGUGGACACUGGCUGCAUCGGUCAACAGAUCUGUGGGCCCGGCAUGUGCGGGUCCGGUCAGUGUGUGGAUGAGUGGAACAGUCACAGGUGUGAGUGCCCGCCAGGCACCAUUGGGCCACAGUGCCUGGACGUAUGCACCAACUUCAACCCGUGCAAGAACUGGGCCGAGUGUCGCCAGCCGGGGCUGGGGGAGAACUCGUAUCGCUGCGAGUGUGGUGUGCGGCAGAGUGGCCACUACUGCGAGAACCAGGCACCUCUCACCUGCCCGACAGAGUGGUGGGGGAAACCUGUGUGUGGCCCAUGUCACUGUGACGCUGACAAGGGGUUUUUGAGCUCCUGCAACAAGGAUAAUGGGACCUGCAGCUGUAAGGCCCUGCACUAUCUCCCCCCUGGAGGAGACACCUGCUACCCCUGUGACUGCUACUUGCUGGGCUCCAUGGACAUGACUUGCCACCCAACAACGGGCCAGUGCAAGUGCCACAAAGGGGUGGUAGGUCGCCGCUGUGACCAGUGUGAUAGCAUCUACGCUGCUGUUGUCGAGGUCAGGAAGAAGGCGGAGGUGGAGGGAGAGGAGGACAAGACAGUGGUCAAAUGUCAGGUAUCAUAUGAUGACUGUCCAAGGAACCAUGCCUCAAACAUCUGGUGGGAUCCCAUCGCUUUUGGCAAGGAGGCAGAGCAAGAUUGUCCGACAGGAGCCACAGGAAAUGCGAGAAGAAAAUGCACACAAAAAGACAGCUGGCACGAAGCUGACCUGUUUGACUGCACCAGUGACAGCUUCAAGGAGCUGGAACCUCAGCUGAUCGACUUUGAGUUGAACGGGAUCAGCCCAAGCUCAGCAGACUACACAAUUGAGCUGAUGAAAAACAUCUCCUACACGACCACACCCAUCUACGGAGGGGACAUCCGCCUGACCUACCGCUACACCAAGGUCAUUCUGGAGUAUGAGAUCGCCAGUCCAGCCCUCAGCAUGAUCAGUCAACAGUACAGAGACUUUGUGCAGAAACUGCUGGUGGUUCUGAGCAACGUGACCGACCAGACCUACAUGGGCUACUGGCAGCGGGUGGGGAAACUGACCGGCGGGGCCACCCACCUGCUCAACCUGUUUGAGGAAUUUGUCACCAAGAUUGUCAAGCUGUUGCCUGAGGCUCAGUCCGGCACGUUUGAGGCUGUCUCAGAUGAUAUGGUGCUGGGAGCUGACUGGAUGAGCCUGGCCAACUUCAGCGGCGCCACGGUGCCGAAGUACGACAACAACGUCAAGAAAGGUUCAGUGGACAAAGAGGCUGCCGUGACUUUCCCAGCCGGAUUUUUCUCUGUCCCCGACACAAGUUCUGCACGUGAAAAGCGCCAGGCAGCCCCUGGUUUUUCCGACGCAAGUUCCACUUCCUCUAUUGACCCUCCCAGAGCUUACGUUGGUUAUGCUGUGUACAGAGACUUCGGCAAGCACAUUUCCAUGAAGACAGACUCCUCCAUCAGACGCACCAGCCGCCCCAUGACGGUCAACAGCCCAAUGCUGACGGUCGUGGUCGCCAGUGAGAAUGUCAUCAGAGAGGGAACCUACAUCCUGCGGUUCCGCCUUCUUCUCCCCAACAACCGCACCAACCUGCACUGUGCUCGAUGGGUGCCCAGUGGCGAUGAAACAUCUGGCACGUGGACAGCGUCCGGCUGUCAAACAGAAGACACUGUGUGUCGUGUGUCCUUGGGCUCUGACCACUGUGAGGAGUACUACGUCACUUGUGUCUGCUCGCGCCCGUCUACGUUUGCUGUCAUCAUUGAUGUCGCUGAUGGCACUGCCCUGCUGCCGCCAGUGAUCGACAUGGAGGCGUUGUCAAUUGUGCUGACCGCGAUGUCGCUGAUGCUGCUGCUCCUCUCCUUCUUCGUCCUGUUCACUUUCAAGCGUCUGCAGUGUAACUGGAACAGCAUCCGCAUCAACAUCAUCUUCACCCUCUUCAUCAUUGAGCUGGCCUACGUGAUUGGGAUCAACCGGACCACUCCGGAGCUGUUUUGUCGCUUGGUGGCCAUCUCGCUCCACUACUUCUACAUGGCUUGUUUUGCCUGGCUCUUUGUGGAAGUCCUACACAUCUAUCGCAUGCUCACAGAAAAACAGACCAUCAACUAUGGUGCCAUGAAGUUCUACUAUCUACUUGGCUAUGUUCUCCCUGGCAUUGUGGUUGGUCUUGCUGUUGGUCUCUACACAGACGCUUAUGGCAACGCGAGCUUCUGCUGGCUGUCAACAUCAGAGACAUUCAUUUGGAGUUUUGCGGGACCAGUUGCCUUUGUAGUUGUGCUGAACGUGAUCACCUUUGUGUUUGCCGCAAGAGCAAGUUGUGCCGACAAGCUCCCGGUGACAGAUGUCAGUGUCAUGAGGUUCGGCCUCCUGGCCUCCAUCUUGUUGCUGUUUCUGCUGAGCACGGCCUGGGUGCUGGGUCUGCUGUCUGUGAACUACGGCCUCCUCUCCCUGCACUAUCUACACGCCAUCUUCCUCUUUGUGGAGGGCAUCUUUGUCUUCUUGGCCUACAUCCUUCUGAGUAAAAAGGUUCGCUGGUGUGCCAAGAGAUUCUACUACAGGCUGAAAGGCAAGAAAGUGGAGUUUGAUGAGAAUAUGGCCUCAGGCAGGAACUCUGUGCAAUCUCGGUCAGCCCUAGCGUAUCGACAUGACUCGUCUGGCGAAGGCGGGCUGCGCAUCAAUAACGUGGGAAUCUCCACCACCUCCACUACGUCGAGGUCCACCAAGAGCAGUAAGGGAGACAAGUACCUCCAGAGCACCAGCAGCUCCAUGUCAGGAGGUCCGGCCAUCACCAGCGUGCCUUAUGGCUUUGAGUCGCCCUUCAAGGAGAAGAUUAAGGAAGAGAUGGGUGAUGGCACAGGAAAACCUGGCAAUGACUCGGACUCUGACAGCGACGCCAGCAUGGACAGGAACAGCCUGGAGCUGGCCUCCAGUCACUCGUCCGACGAAGACGACGAGUUUGACCUCAACCCGGGCUGGGAGAACCAGGUCCCCAAAAGCAAGGCUGUUGAGCAAGCCUUAGAGCAGAUAGAAAAGAUGAAAAAAGACAAAGAGAGAGAACGACUUGGGAAUAAUGCUGAGGAUGUCCCACUGGAGGAAUACCAUGGCAACGAGAGUCCUGGAGGCAGGAGGAUGAUCCCACCACCCCCACUGGGUCCCAACCCUCCUGAUGUCACUCUGUCUACUUUACACAGUCGUCCGGUGCUGCCCCCAGUGAGGUCGGACAGCCUGCCGUACCCACCACCGGCGAGCAGCCCACGACAGCCGUCCAACACAGUGCAGGUCCUCACACACAACGGCAGCAUAUCCUCAGACUCGGAAUCAAGUGAGACAACGGCUUGAAGACGGUCACUAAAUUCUUCCCAGGCUCAAUGUUGUGACUUUUCUGUCUCCUUCCCUUGACCCCCUACCGUACACUGUUUAUGUGUGUGUGUUCUGUACAUGAUGCGAAGUUCUAGUAAGAGAGGCAGCCUCAAGCAUGGAAAGAACCACAGUGCUCCCAUCUGUCUGUCUUUGUGCUCCUGUGGAGAAGCUUUGAUGAAGUGAAUAUCCAGGAAAGUUGGCUGGGCCUCUAUAUACAUAAUAUAUGGUAUAUAUGUGCAUGCAUACUGUCCCAACUUUAUAGAUGGUAAACUGCUACACCUCUCCCAUUGCAUAUGGAAAGAACCUUUUGCAUCUGUUUAUGAUAAAGCAGUUUUGAGGUCUAAUAGAAUACAAGAGCCACCUGCAAUAACUGAGUUGUAUGAGCAUUUUCAGUAAACUUACAUUAUUCAUGCUUCAUGAUAUUUGUACAUUGAUGUAGAAUCAUAAUGUCACAUCACUGACACCGUAAACUUCCUGUCCUCAUCAAGACUCAUUCCUUUUCAUAUACGGAGUAGGCCUAUGUAUUCCUUUAAUGUAAGAUUGCUCAAUGUAUCCUCAUUACUCUGAUGCAUUUGAGAUGUCAGAUUUCGACACUGAUGAGAUUUUAUUUUUCUAUUGGAAGUUGAGAUCUAGUGUACAGAAGUACAAGAAUGCUUUAUCAUCAGGAUAAGUACCUUGGAGCUGAGAAAUAGUUCAGAUCUGUGAGACCUGUUGGUGUUAUGAAUGAGAAAACUAUCAAGUCAAUGCGAUGCAGCACUGUUAAAAGUGGAAGUCUAAAAAUCACAGAGGAAAUUGUAUGUUCGUGCUCAAUAGUAAAUAUGAAUUGUGCAUGAUCAAGAGAUUUUCAGGUGAAAGUGAUGUACAAUGCACUUGCUUUAGUGUGCAGAAAGGAAACAUUGUAUCCUCAUCAAAACUCUGCCCUUUCACUUUUAGUUUUAGGAAGAGUAACAUCUCAAUCUGACGGGCUCGGUGCAGACCUCGACGUUAUUCUAAGAACCUCAGAGUUUCUUUAAUUUUUGUGUUUCUGUGAUACCUAAAUGUAUUGCCACGUGAACUGACGGCGUAAUCGCCCACCUCUGCAUACAGUAAAUACUCCUGUCUUAACAGUAUCAGAUUGUGUGUUGCUGAACUGUUACUUUGUAGUAGAAGAAUUUUGUUUACCACUUUCAACUUUGCUUAGCAACUUGGCUAUUGCUUGACUCUUUAGCUCCAGAAUUAUUUUCCACAUUUUGGCAGAAUUUGUUCCAGAUAUUGUGAAACACAUAACGAGGCAUUCACGAAAAAUAUUUUUAAAAUAUCUAAAAUUGUGUCAAAGUGAAAAAGGAAGUAGUUUAUACAUUUAUCUAACACUUCCGAGUCAAAAUAAACCUAUUCAGAUUUGUAAGAGAUUGCAUUAGCAGUAAUGCUUCAUGCACUCCAUAAUCUGACUGGACGCUGGGACGUCCACUCCGGGUUAUAGAGUUCAUUUUUUUCUAUGUCGUUACAAGAGUUAGAUCUAAUGGUUAAUAAAUUUGCUUACCGGAGUCUAUGGUGUAAUGGUUAGUCCUCUCUCCUUGCAUGCACAGUAUAUGAAUUUGAUUCCAGUUUGGGGAAGUCGUGUUUCUGAUGGGAUUCUGAGUCUCACUCAGCCUCGAUUGGCACGGACAGGCAGGAUCGAAAAAGACCACCUCAUUAAUAGUCUAAAUUUUGUUGAUAAAGUAGAGUAAAAUUUUUUAAAGGAUCCUAAUUGUACUCAUUUAUAAGCUCUAUGUGGAAAAGUUGCAAUUUUUACAAAAUUAGAAGUUUGUCCAGUAUAUGGGUGCUAGCCUCUAAAUAAAUUGUCAGGUUCUGAUCCUACCUUUUUGGCUGGUCUAUUACAGGAGUAAUUCAGCCGGUAUACUGCCACUUUUUUGCUGUGCUCUAGGUGGAACCCAUAAUGUAGAUUACAAUAUCCUUUGUAACAAACUUCAUAGUUAUGCUUGUUUUGUCAACUUGUAAUACUAUUGUAAAUGUGUGCAGAACAUUUCAUGUAGUGCAAAGAUUUUAGAAUACGGUGACCUGUUUGACAAAAUUGACAGCUCAUCCUCUGUUCAGCUGCAUGGAUCUCUUAAUUUUUAUUGUCCUGAAGAAUCACAUUUCAGUCUCUAUGAUUCUGUUACAGUGCAAACAGCAUCAUUUAUAUCUCUCUGAAACACCCCCCCCCCUCCCCAGCUUACACCCUUUUAGCUAUCAUCAGACUGAGUUUGUAAUAGCAGUGAAGACUUGCAGGCAUAACGUCGUAAUGUUUUAUUAGCUACAAAAACAAUGUACUCAAUACCAUUUGAUUCUUGACUCAUAAACCAUCAUCUCACAAGUUCAUUAUUUUCACUCUCAUACAAUAAAUCCAGCAUUCUACUUUAGCAUUGUAUACAUUUGCCUAUUAAUGAGUCACAAAUGCAUGAUUUUGUUAUGUGUGUAAAUUGAAGUGUGCGGAAAGAUGAGGAACACUGUGAGAAUGUGAACUGGCAUUGUUAAGUAAAAAGACUGUCUACUCAAGGGACAAGACCAAUAAUUUUUAUUUAGUGCCAACUUUGCAUCUCUCACUCCUUUAUGUUUAUUUUAUUCUGUGGAAUGUAGAUUUAUGAUCCUGGCUGAUAAGUGUAAGGAAUCAUUGUCCCUUAAUUUUGCGCGUUUUAUUUGUCUUUGUAUUCCUGUUGAGCUGCCUAGACUUUACGUACCUCAGUGUGAGCUCUUGAUUACUACCGGUAUAUCGUUCUUGGGUUUUUUCUGUUUGUCUUUUUAAAGAAUUACAAAGUAGGAUAUUAUGAUAAAUGUUGUAUGCACAAGAGUAUGUCGAUUCUGCUUGUUGUUAAAAAAUUUGUUAUAUAUACAUACAAGAUUUGAAUAUGUUGUAGGCCUACUGUUUGCCUUGGAAAGCCACCAGUUGUCAGUUGUCCUGUAAUUGUACAGAGCAUUUUUUUUGUCCGUCUAUAUUUUAUUUUGUGCAUCUGUCGGCCUUUUGUUUAUAUUAAAUUAUAUGUUGUGUGAUGAAUUUAAAGUGAUGUGAGCAUGUUUGAGCAGUGCUCUGACUUCUACUGGUAUGUUUGUAUGUGUGUGUGUGUGUGUGUGUGUGUGUGUGUGAAUACAACUAAUGUGACUGUGUAUUAAGAAUAAAAAUGUAUGUGGCAUGUUGAGCAAUGCUAUUGUCCGCUGAGAGAGUUCUUCUCAUCUCUGCCAGUUUCAGUAGAAUUGUAGUGUUAAAACGUAGUCAUGUUCCGGGUACCAUGAGAUAUGAUUUAGAAUGGCAGGGGUUCAAAGUGUUAUCUUUAGACUACAUUAUAAACAUAUGAGAACACAUGAAAAAUGAGAAUAGGCACAAACUGAAAAUCAUGAGAGUAUCAAUUUUAAACGCUUGUUGACUCAUAACUGUAAUUCUGUUCAACUGUUGGUUCAUUAUUGUGUUAGAUUUCCCAUUCAAUAAUCAUAGCAAUAAACCACCAGUCAAACAAAUAUGAAGUCUUCGAGUCCAAAAGCGUUUAAAAUUGAUGCACCCACAAUUUCCAGUUUCUGACUGCCUGUUUUUCCCCUGGGCUCCUCAUGUAUGAUACAUCUUGAUUCACAUAAAUAGAAACGAGGGUUUAAACUAUACUAAAUGAAUAAUAAUUGCAUAGGUCUAAUGCAUUUCUUUAGUUAUUGUCCUUUUUUUUAUAUUUGAAAUUAUUUAGUCAACAACGAGGACCAAUUUCUCACAAUAUGUGCAAGACACACAAAUCAACAUGUUCUUCCAUUUAGAAUUUUUUUUUAAAGUACCUCUUGUAUGGGAACAUUGGUAGAUAGGAGCUCUCCACUGAACUAAGAUUGAUUGUCAAGUGCUUUGCUUGUUUCAGUUCAACAUUCCUACUUAAAUUUUCUUUUUUCAUAUUCUUAUUUGCCUCAUGUAAUGUAAAUCUCCUGGGUAGUUAAUCCAUGACUUGCAUACAGCCGAAGGUAACCAUUGUAAGUUGGCCUUUCUUUUACAUUGUACAUUAUUUACCUUGCAGCUCUUGGAGAAAAAAAUCCAUGUCCACAAAUAUAUAUAUAUAAUAUAUGUAUGUUAUGUCUCCGUUCUUGUUGUAAAUGCUGAGUUGCCACAUGCGAUAUGGAACAACAAUACUAAUUACAAUACAAUGCUUUUUUAUACACCUAUUUUAUUUAUGCAGUUUUAAAGCCUUUUAUUUCCAAACUAUUUUGUACAAAUGAUUGUUUUCCUUAUAAAAGAUCUGAUGCAUCUCGAAAUAAAUGAUUCUGUGAACAUA